Messenger RNA from Centropristis striata (black sea bass), 570 nucleotides. RefSeq names its product complement C1q-like protein 2. The transcript has 3 exons. The record is from RefSeq and is a predicted model, not a curated record. NCBI's taxonomy places the organism in Eukaryota, Metazoa, Chordata, Actinopteri, Perciformes, Serranidae. Gene Ontology annotation, molecular function: protein binding. The coding region runs from base 1 to 570 and encodes 189 amino acids.
AUGAGGGCUGUUGGUUUGCUGCUGCUGCUGCUGGCUCUGUGUGGGUCAGGAGCUCAGGGGGAGCUUCAGGAGACGGAGACCACAAAGACAACCACACCUGACAUCUGGGCGGAGGUGAGGGCUCUGAGAGAAAUGGUGGAUCUGCUGCAGAGAGAGAACUCAGAGAGGAAGGUGGCCUUUUACACAGGUCUGACUGAUGACGGAUAUGUUGGACCAUUCAAGACAGACACCACACUGAAAUACAGCAGAGUCUUCACCAACGUCGGCGAUGCUUACAAUCCAUCUACAGGUUUCUUCACAGCUCCAGUCAGAGGGGUCUACUACUUCCAGUUCACUAUGGGUGGUCGCCAAGCAGGUCGCAUGGGUGUAGAGGUGUUCAAGAACAACCAGAGGAUCAUGUGGAAUGGGGAGACUAAGGAAGAGUUUGGGACUGAAUACUUGACUAACUCUGUUGUCUUGGAGCUGAUGGCAGGAGAUGAAAUCCACCUCGUUCUCUCAGACGGCUUUUCUCUCUAUGACAAUACAGACAACCACAACACCUUCAGUGGCUCCCUCCUCUUCACACUGUGA